AUGUCUUCCCCCAUCCGACCAUGUCUGCGCUUCUCAAGCUUACCAAAGCUCUCCCCGCGAAUUACCCAGCAUAUACGAAGUCGCAGGGCCUUUGCAGAUUAUCCCAAACCUCCAGAUCCAUCGAAAGAAGCCCGCAAGGGUGUUGUAGCUCCAAAAACUCGAAUAGCUGUCGGGAUCGUCUUUAUUGGAGCUAUGAUUUAUUCUAUGGUAACGGAGGAGCCCACGAAGGCUGAUACGGCCACAAUUGCCGAGAGGGACUCUCAACUCAAAAGGGAAUCAGGCGUCACAGAGAACUCCCCAAUGCGAUUACGAAUGGAAGAAUUCAUAAAGCAGCAACAGAAGGAGAUUGUCCAAGAGUUGGAGAAGGUAGAUGGGAAGAAGUUUCGAGUGGAUACUUGGACACGAGAGAAUGGUGGAGGAGGUAUCUCGAGUGUUCUACAAGAUGGAAACGUCUUUGAGAAAGCUGGCGUAAACAUCAGCGUAGUCUAUGGAACCCUUCCCCGACCGGCGAUCGAGAAGAUGCGGGUUAAUCACAAGGCUAUUGACCCCACCGUGAAUUCUCUGGAUUUCUUCGCGGCUGGCUUGAGUAUGGUCCUUCAUCCUGUCAAUCCUAUGGCACCCACAGUUCACCUCAACUACCGAUACUUUGAGACCGCAAAUCCAGAUGGAACCUCGAACGCAUGGUGGUUCGGUGGUGGAACGGAUCUUACGCCCAGCUACCUCUUCGACGAAGACGCCAUCCACUUCCACAAAACGAUAAAGGAAGCCUGCGACAAGCACGACAAAUCAUACUACCCCCGCUUCAAGAAGUGGUGUGACAACUACUUCGUCAACAAGCACCGCAGCGAGUCCCGCGGUGUAGGAGGGAUCUUCUUCGACGAUCUAGAUGAGCAGGAGAAAGAUCAAGAUAAUACAUUUGCAUUCGCGCAGAGCUGCUUGAAAGCCUUCCUUCCGUCGUAUAUCCCGAUCAUCAUGAAGAGGAAGGACAUGCCGUUCACGGAGAAGGAGAAGGAAUGGCAGCAGAUUCGGAGGGGCAGAUAUGUGGAGUUCAAUCUCGUGCAUGAUCGUGGAACAGCCUUUGGGCUAAAUACCCCUAGCGCGAGGGUCGAGAGCAUUCUGAUGAGUCUGCCCCUGACGGCGCAGUGGAGAUAUAUGUUCGAGCCGGAGAAAGGGAGUCGAGAGCAGAGACUUGUGGAUGUAUUGAGAGAACCCAGGGAAUGGAUUUGA
Molecule: messenger RNA, 1227 nt
Organism: Hyaloscypha bicolor E
Lineage: Eukaryota; Fungi; Ascomycota; Leotiomycetes; Helotiales; Hyaloscyphaceae
Exons: 2
Coding region: 1-1227 (408 amino acids)
Cellular component (GO): mitochondrial intermembrane space; cytoplasm
Molecular function (GO): coproporphyrinogen oxidase activity
Source: RefSeq, a predicted model, not a curated record